AUGUCUAUACAAUUUGAAUAUAUUGAUGGAAGACGAUAUCAAACAAGCAUGCCGUACUUUGCUCCUGUCGAUGAGGCUGAAAUCGUAAGACAAGAUUUGGAGGAUACAAUGUUGAGGUUAUGGUGGGGUAAUAGCUUUGGGUCACCCGUGGCAGAAAGGCUCAAUGGAGAGGGCACGAAGGUGUUGGACGUAGGAUGUGGAGCUGGUUCCUGGAUGUGUGAUCUGGCAAUCCGAUACCCAAAAACUCUCUUUGUUGGUCUGGACAUUUCUCCCAUGUUCCCAAGAGAUAAUCCGACAAAUGCCGCGUUCUUAGAAUGGAACAUAUUAGAAAAGAUGCCAUUCCCGGAUAGCACAUUUGAUUUCGUACAUCAGCGAAUGCUCUCGGGAGGAAUAACACAAAAGCAGUGGGAAAAUUAUAUAGUCAUGGAACUAGUGCGAAUAACCAAACCGAAUGGAUAUGUCGAAUUUGUAGAAGCGGAUUCAACGUUCUAUAGUUCUGGGAAAGUCACAAGAAGAAUCUCCAACGCCUGCAAGUAUAAUUCAUUAAAACGGCAUACAGAGUCGAAAGGUCAGUGUGGAUUCAUUGGAACACAUAUUAAAGGAAUUUUGGAGAAUACCCAACAAGUGACAAACAUAACCCACGACGUAAAGGACAUAGUGCUAGGGAAUAGAGCAGGGAAGAGCGGAGAAAUGGCUCUCCAAAAUAUAGUAGAGAUGUUGAAAUCAAUACGUCCCGCUCUCUCCAAGUCCAUGGAGAUCACCAACAACCACUUUGAUGCGCUUGUCGAGACGUUCAUGCGGGAAACAAACGUAUACGAGACAAUAUGGCGAGUACAUCGAGUGUACGCUUGUAAAAUUGAUGCACCUGUAUAG
This is a messenger RNA of Paraglomus brasilianum, 873 nucleotides long. The record is from the annotation of a GenBank genome assembly. NCBI's taxonomy places the organism in Eukaryota, Fungi, Glomeromycota, Glomeromycetes, Paraglomerales, Paraglomeraceae.